This is a messenger RNA of Vicia faba (fava bean), 645 nucleotides long. The record is from the annotation of a GenBank genome assembly. Lineage: Eukaryota; Viridiplantae; Streptophyta; Magnoliopsida; Fabales; Fabaceae.
AUGAUUAGAUUAGUUGGAAUUCCAUAUGUAAACAUAAGAAGGAUAGGGAGGGGGCUGAGGAUCAAAGAUGUGGCAUUGUUUAAUAAGGCUCUCAUGUCUAAAUGGCUGUGGAGAUUUCUUAAUGAAGAGGAUGCAAUUUGGAGUGUUACUUUGGAGGCGCAUUAUGGGAUCCUAAAGGACCGAAUCCUAUUCAAGAAAAAAGUUGGUACAAAAUGUUAUGAAUCUUUAUGGUGGAGAUAUUUGAUGGAGCUUGGGGACUCAACCGAAGAGAAUGGUUUUACUCAGGUUAUGUCUAUCAAAAUCGGGAAUGGUACCACUGCUCCUUUUUGGAACAUAUGUUGGAUCAUGCAUAGAGCGUUCAGGAAGAUUGGGGAUGUGAUGUUUUGGCCGCUCCAAGCUUCUCACUGUUAUUUGGUUCGUUCUUAUUAUGCCAAGAUCGUACAAAGUUCUGCGGGUGUGGUGGGGGAUAAUAGGGUGAAGGAAGCGUUAUCCAUGAUAUGGAAUGCGAAGGUUCCAUCAAAGGUUGAGGAAAUUAAUCACUUUUUCAUUAACUGCUAUUGUGCAAAGGUAGUGUGGCAUAAGAUUUUCAUUUGGUUAGGUCUAGGGUAUGACAUGGAGAACAAUUAUUGUAAUCAUUUUAUGUAA